GUACUUGACGGUAUCACAGAGUGUGUGGUUGCUAGCUGAGUUGUAUUCGAUUUUUGAGUAAAAUUAUAAACUACGAUACUUUAACUAAAAUGGCAAAAUUUUGGAUUGUUGGAGUAUUUUGCUUGGCUGCCUUAUUGCAGUUAACUAUGGCACGAGAUGUAGCUGAAGUGAUUAAUAACGAUAUACGUGAACAUCUAAAAGCAUAUCAAAAAUUCCUUGAAGAGGACGAUGGCACACAUAAAGCUGAUCUCACAAAACUUAUUUCACUUACUGAAACCGCUUUAAAGGAAGAUGAUGUGGAUAAGAAACAACUUCUGCUUAAAGACCUCAGUGCACAAUUCACACCAGAAUUUAAUGAAUUUUUCUCAAAAAAAUUGGAAGAAUAUACCGUUAAUGAUAACAUCAAGGACUCCAUUGAAUUCUACAAAUCGUUGUCUAGCAGUGCUGAAUUCAAAGAAGAAAUUACUAAAACGAUUGCAACUUUGGAAGCUUUACUAAAAGAAACUGAAAAACAGAAAAAAAUUGAUGGUUUAAUUGCUGUUGAAAAGAACUUCAGUCCAGAAUUCCAGAACUUCCUUAAAAAUAAUGCCCUGCCAACUGUUAACCGCGAAUUACAAAAAAAUGCGGAAUUUUUCGAAAAUCUUUUAGUUGAGAACGAGGGUUUAUUUACGAAUGAAAUUAAGGAACUUAAAGCUAAAGCUGAGGCUGCUUUAGGUGACAUUAGUGUUGAUGAGAAACAAGUGGCUCUGCAACAGAUAACCAAUCCAACCAACCAAGAAUUGUUCCAAUACCUGCAAAAGAAAUUCAUUGAGCUCAACUAAAUCUAUAUAACACUAAUCCAACAUGCUGUGGAUAAGAUAUUAAUAAUUUUUUUUAAAAUUAUGUUAAUUUACUGAUAAAAAUAAAUUUUGAUA
Messenger RNA from Teleopsis dalmanni, 914 nucleotides. RefSeq lists its product as uncharacterized. Bases 90 to 821 code for a protein of 243 amino acids. The record is from RefSeq and is a predicted model, not a curated record. Lineage: Eukaryota; Metazoa; Arthropoda; Insecta; Diptera; Diopsidae. The transcript has 2 exons.